AUGCAGGUCGACACAGCCGCGGUGGCCACAUCCUCACCGCUCUCGUCGCUCGUCUCGUCGUCGGUCCCUUCGAUCGAGCCAGCGCCUCCGGUGGCCGGUGCAAGAGCCAAGGUGACCUACUCGCGCAAGCCACUCGCUCCCGAGAACGAGGCGUCCUCUUCUUCUUCGCAGCCUACCUCGCCCUCAGACAACCUCUUCGACUCGCCUAUGCGAUCCUAUGGGCGCAAAGCAGCCUCGCAUCUCGAUCACGACGCCAACGACGUCACCAUCACCAACGAGGUCUCCCCUGCCACCACGGCUCCCGCUGGCAACUCGGCCAUCAAGAUCGGCGCCUCUUCCCUCUUUCGUCGUGUCGACUCGCACAACUCCCAACACAGCCAAGAUAAUGACCAGCAGCAGAGCUCAACAGAGUCGCCCGCCGUCAAUCGCACCAAAAAGUUCCAGUUCGGCGCGGCUAGGGCUAUCUUUGACUCGGACUCGGAUUCAGAUGGCGAUCUUGGCUCCAAGCUCACAUCAAGACCGCUGGCCGGCAACGCAGACCAGACUGAUGACGAGGUCAUUGCACGCAUCCGUGCUCAACAAGCACGCUAUGCAGACUCGGAUCCCUUCACCGGCUCGCUCUCGUCGGUGCCCCCAUCCAGCUCUCAGGCACAUUCAACCAUGCAGCGCCCUAUGCACGACUCUGGGGACGAGCACAUGGCGGACGACGAUCAAGAUAACAGUGCAAACAUCUCGCGUCCUCGCGGUGGAAAAAUCUCGGCCAUGAGAGGCAAAGGUGGUAAGCCAUCACGCUCCAAGUUCUCCGAGUCGUCCGACAAGGAAGCCAGCGCUGGCUCGGACGUAGACGACGACGAGGUAAAUGCUCGCAAGCCUCGCACAUUUAAGCUGGUCAGCUCCGCCUCCUCUGCCUCGGCUACACCAGCCAAUCAGGACGCAUCGGUCGACGAUGAGCCAGCAUUGACCCGUCGCGACAAGGUGGCCGCCCUUGCUGCCAGGGCUAGAAAGGCGCACGGUGCAGGGGAAGGCGAGAUGGACGCAAAUACGGAAGCUGAUCCACUCCUGGAUGCUUUCUUCGGCGGCGGGAGUCCCGGAAGGAUUCCAUCACGCUCGCCUUCUCUCGACAUCCAGGGCAGCGACGAGGACGAACACAACGACGCCAUGCCAGCAUUCAUGGCGCUAAAUUCCAAGUCUGCAGCAGCAAAAAGCAAGAGCAAGAAGAGCAAAAAGGCCGCACCAGUCGAACGAGAUAUCCUCGACGAUCCUCAAGACGAUCCCAAACAUGCAUCUAAGCGCGCCGCUGCUUCAAAGGAGAAAGGUCCGCCAAAGAUCAAGCCUCUGAGCAAGAAGGAAGUGGACGCGAUGCACAAACAAACUGCCCGUCUCGCACGCGAGAACCGCACUCGACUUGCGCCCGCCCAUCAAAAGAAGACGAUCGGUCUCAACGACCUGCUCAUCAAGAUUUCAGCCGGCGAGGCUUUCCGAGGCCACGCCAGUCAGGCGGCCAGCACCAGCAACAGCGCCGAUGCUGCUUCCGACAGUAGCGCUCAGCCCUCUUCCCAAAUCCCGUCCGGUCAGUCCAAGAGCCAGCACGCUUCUGACCCAAUUGAGUCGGAUCCUAUUCCAGAACGAUCGAGCCCGCAUCCCGCAUACUCAAGCAGUCCUGUCCUGCCCGUAUCGAGGCAGCAGGAUCGCAGACUUGGGCUAGACCAGAGCAGCAGCAACGCAAACAUCUUGCAGAAUAGCGCCGCAGGCCGAGUCGGCGGUCUCGCCACCAAGCAAGGUCCAAACGCGCAAAUGCUCCGGCAGCAGCACCUGCUCGCUGGUGCCGACGACGACGAGGACGCCCAGCUACCUGACCUUGCGUCGAUCGUCAAGCAAAGCCGCGAUCAGCAAGAAGCCGACAAGGACGCUGCGCGCAAGAAGCAGCACCUCCUCGAGAUGAAGCUCCGUCUUCUCGAAAAGUCUCGUCAGCAGGCCUUCGCUUCGAACGAAGCUGCCACCAAGCCCGUCAACGCUGAUGCUGCGGACGGAGACGACCUCGAACUGUACACGCCAGGCUCUGUCCUGGCUGCAAAGCACAACAUCCUCACCACGCCCGGCAAACCGCGGCCUACCGACCAGUUGUACCGAGAAAUCGGGAUCCGCCCGGGCAAGACAUCGCCAAGUCGCAAGUCCUACACCGGCACCAACGCCAAUGGCUCGCCCAACGCCGACCACCACAGCGCCGACCACGUUGAAAUGGCAGACGGUCACGAUGAGCUUCUUGUCACCGACAGUCAACUACGGACUGCUGGCAAGGGUCUGUUCGUCGCUUCUGACAAAGCCGCAGGUCACGUCCCGGCGACGCAACCACCGCCUGUCUCGACACAGCCUUCCGUACAGGCUUCAUCUCGACAAGCUGCGCCUCGCUCAGGUCCGCUCAAGUUGACACAAGCUCAGCUCAAUGCGAACCUGAUGCGCCAAAUGCAGUCUCAGAGCCUCAAGGCUCGAUCGCAGAAGGACGCCAAAGAUGCAAGUGCCAAAGCUGCAGCUGGUUCUGUGGUCGACAAGUACGGACGAUCCGCUGCUCCCGAUGUGCAAGCCAUGCUCCAGCGAUUGGGCGAGACAGCAAACGACCAGGCUAUCGAUCAGACCGACAGAGUGGACGAGGAUGAGGAUGAUCCCGACUACAUCAUGCCACCGGCACGCAACGCCGAGUCUGCCGUCGGAAGCGAUGUCGACAUGGGCAGCGCGAGCGAGAUCGACGAGAACGACGAUUUCAUUGACAUGGGCAGCGCAGAUGAGGGCGACGAGAAUAUGGAUGUCCAGGAAGCUGGCACGCGGGACACUAUCGAGGAAGCCGAUGAGGAGCACGACAGCGAGAAGGAAAACGCACCUCCUCCGGCUAGUCAGCAGUCGCAGCGGUCCAACGCCUCUCCGAGUCUCAGCCGCAGUCUUUUGCCCAGUCGCGCUGUCAUGGACGAUGAUGAGGAUGAGUUGCCUGCUGCGCGUCCACACGCGCGAAGGGGCCGACGCAGCGCCUUGGCGGACGACGACGACGACGCAGACGAUGAAGCCGCUCUGCAGCCGGGUCCCUUCGAUCGUAAUCGCGGCAAUGUGCACGCAGACGAGGCGAGCCAGAGCCAAGGACAUUUCAGAGUCCCGCUCGGCGACAUUUCGAGCCAAUCGAUCGACCAGAGCAUGCCCUUCUCUCGCUCCAACACCACUUCUCCUGCCAUGCAGCACGCUCCCGCACCCCGCAGAGAUCCCCUCGUUGUCCCGCUCAGCGCCGGCCACGACGAGGACGAGUCCUUCCGCACCGACGACAUUCCUUCGCAGGCUGCGUCCCUCGGCCGCUUCUUCGAGCCGACUAUGCCACCGCCGCCGACCGCCAAAUCCGCACUGGCCGCCUCCUCCGCUCACAAGUCCUUCUGGGAUCAGACGCAGACGCAAGACGAAACCCAGGACCCGAGCCAGCUUCCAUCCUCCGUCCAUCCUGGUCCACGCGACCUCACUCGCGACGAAUCAGCCAAUUCUGCACUCGGCGCCUUCUUCCAAGACACCCAACAGGAUUCGCUUCGCGGCGAGAGCCUGGACAUCUUUGACAACCCCAAAACGGCGCAUGGCAAAGCGCCCGGUUUCACGCAGUUCUUCUUCGACGGCACGCCUCCACCCUCCGCCUCGGCCAAAUGGGACGCGUCGACGAUGCCCCCACCCAAGUCGACCGAGGUGGACGCCUUUGCGGCGCUCCGCAAGGCGCAAAUGAGCGACGCGAUGGGUCUGCUCGAGCCGACACCCUCGGUGCUGCCGAGCUUCGACGAGAGUCAGGCGGAGCGCGAGGCGUAUGCGAGUGCACAGGCGAAUGCGUCGCCCGAGAAGAUGUACAUGAAUCGCGACGGAUUCUUUACGCAGACCAAGCCGAGCACGCAGGCGGGGCUGUGGUCGCAGUACGAUGACAGUCAGAGUCAGAGUCAGAGCCAGCUGAGGGGCGGUGUGACGCAGAGUCCGGCACUGCGUCGCGGCAGCGAGAUCAGCAACAUCGGUGAUCAGGGUGUGUCGAUCUUUGACGAUGAGGAGGAUGCACCGGUACAGCUCAAGCGCCUGCGUCGCGGCGCGCGGUUUGCCGACGAAGAGGUUGUGCAUCAGCCGGAGGCGAGCGAUGCGGGUAGCGACAUGGACGACGACGCCGGUCCGCCAUCGAGUCAACCCGAGCCAAAGACGCGCAACGCAUUCGACGUGCUGCGCGAAGGCCCGCUCCCCGACCCCGAGGUGCGCAGCAAGAAGCGCAAAUCCGCCUUCAUCGAGGGCGAAGCCGAAGAGUCGGAGGACGAAGAGCUGAACCCCAAACGUGGCGAUGCCGGUGGUCUGAAGGGCGUCUUUGGCGACGACGCCGACUCUUCGGGUGCCGAGGAGGAGUCGGAAGACGAUGCGGACGCGGCGGAUCUCACGGAGCUAGUGGACAACGAGCGGGAUCUGGACGAGGCCACAAAGGACGAGAUCGCCCGAGCUCGCUUCCGCGAGGACAUGGACGCGAGGGACAGGGAGGACCUCGAGAUCCAUCAGAAAGCCAUCCAGGGCGGAUACCGCAACCGGCGACGCGGGGUGGGGUUGAAUGGAAUCGAAGGGUUCCUGGACGACGAUGCGGAUGAUGAGGAGCUCAAGCGGCGUGCGACCAUGGGUGGCGGAGCAAGCUGGAAGAAGCGCAAACUGCUCGACGGCACAGAGGAUGGGAUGGACAAGCUGGCUGCGCACGAGGAGGCGCUCCCAUUCGUCCAGGGAUACGCCGCAACCCACAGGGUCGACCACGAGAGCGACAAGUACGAUUUUCUCACGAUGGAGGUCGCCGCCGAUGAUGGGGAGGAGAGCGACGAGGAAGAGGAAGAGGAGGAUGUGGUGGAGGAAGAUGCGUUUGGACCUGUCGUGGGCCAGCCCAAGACGAUGAACCGCAGCACGCUCGCUAGUAUUGUGCGGGAGCGGCGGAAGGCAGGCAAACGUGCGCUGAGCGAUGAUGAGGAGGAACGACGCGACAACGACUGGGAUUCGGACGAGGAUCGUGAUGAGGCGCUCACCGCCGCUAUGCGGGAUCGCACCAAGGCAUCUGCCCCUUCUCAGCCGGUACCUUCCAAAAGGGUCCAACAAGGCGCGCAGUACGGUCGCAACUCCCGCCCCGCCCCUGCGCCACAAGUCACCGACGAGCCGAUGGAGGACGACCCCGACGACGAAGGAACCUCCCUCAUGGCUCGCAUGCUCGCCCGUCCCACCGCGUCCAAAACGGUCGAGACGCUGGACGACGUCGAACCGGAAUGGGGCAACGACGCGGGCAUCGUACGUGCUCCCAAACCUGCUGCCUCUGGCACCUCCCAGUCUUCUUCCUUGGGCAAAUCAAUAAGCACAGGCAUGAAGACAGGCGGCGAGAAGAGGAGGAUGGGCUCCAUGCUCCUCAGCAAGCAGAUUAUGAGGAGGGAGAGCGGGUUUAGUUCGAGUAGCGGGAGUAAACGUUGA
Kalmanozyma brasiliensis GHG001 is the source of this 5481-nucleotide messenger RNA. RefSeq names its product DNA replication checkpoint mediator, MRC1 domain protein. The coding region runs from base 1 to 5481 and encodes 1826 amino acids. The transcript has a single exon. Gene Ontology annotation, molecular function: anaphase-promoting complex binding. Lineage: Eukaryota; Fungi; Basidiomycota; Ustilaginomycetes; Ustilaginales. Gene Ontology annotation, biological process: activation of protein kinase activity; mitotic G2 DNA damage checkpoint signaling; mitotic DNA replication checkpoint signaling. The record is from RefSeq and is a predicted model, not a curated record.